UUAUGGUUUCUACUAGUGGACAAAUUGAUUGCACAGAAGUGCAAAAGCCGACAGGGCCUCAACCUCCAACAAGUUCACAGUUGAACAAAGAAGUCGAUGAAGGUGAAAUUAGUGACGAGGUAUUUAGUGGUGAUGUUGAUACACAAAACGCUUCACCUUCCAAAAAUCAACAAAAAGAAACAUUGAAUAGUGAAUUGGAUGCUGUAACUCUCAGUAAUUUGGUGCGAGCUCCACCACCUGCUGUUUCUCGUUCUGUAAUUGUCCAGGCUUUAUAUUUACUUAUUGAACAUCACAAUAAUAAAGAGAAGCAAACAGAUUUGGAUGAAUAUACGAUUACUUGCCGUUUGCGAAGCAGAAACUCGGCAACUCAGGGAAAAGAGGGUGCUAUUGUUCGUCAUAAAGAUGGUCCGUUUAACCAAACCAAUCAUAUUUUUGUUGCUUCACGCCUUCGAGAUCUUGAGAAACUUGGCCGUGCAAAACUUGUCUCUUCAAAUGCAAGAUAUGAAGAAAUUAAACAGCCGGCACCUAUGAAUUUAUUUACACUUAUUCGAAUUGCUAGCGUUUAAAUUUUUCUC
This is a messenger RNA of Meloidogyne enterolobii, 575 nucleotides long. The record is from the annotation of a GenBank genome assembly. NCBI's taxonomy places the organism in Eukaryota, Metazoa, Nematoda, Chromadorea, Rhabditida, Meloidogynidae.